Pleuronectes platessa (European plaice) is the source of this 3785-nucleotide messenger RNA. RefSeq names its product OTU deubiquitinase 5a (gene otud5a). The record is from RefSeq and is a predicted model, not a curated record. Bases 271 to 1914 code for a protein of 547 amino acids. Gene Ontology annotation, biological process: protein deubiquitination. The transcript is spliced from 9 exons. Gene Ontology annotation, molecular function: K63-linked deubiquitinase activity; cysteine-type deubiquitinase activity. Lineage: Eukaryota; Metazoa; Chordata; Actinopteri; Pleuronectiformes; Pleuronectidae.
GUGACGUGAGGCUGCGUCAGACUGUUGAUGUUGUUGACUGGCCGACCGGAGACGGGAAGAAGGAGACGCGUUUUUGUUUUUGUUCAAAAACCGUCGAAAAGGAGCCGCGCCGCCGCCUCCGGGUCCAGAUUGGGUUCGUUAAGAGUCUUAUCUCGGUGAAUAGCGCGUCUGGACCGGGCUGGAGGGCGAACACACCCCGACAUUUGAUCCAGAAAGGGAGGACUCGUCACCCUCUGACCCCCUCCCUGCCUCCCUCACACAUUCACCACCAUGACGAUUCUCCCCAAGAAGAAGCCCAGCUCCGGGGUCGGGGUAUCGGACCACGCGGAUGACAGUGACCGUCGCAGCGUCUCCGACCCGCACCAGCACCCGCACGCCGGGCGGACCGGUGCGCGGCCGAGGGCUUCGCCUCCGCCGUGGUCCUACCAGCCCGCUCCGCCCUCCGCCAGGGACGACAGGCGGAGCAUCGAAGCUAGCUCCCGUCCGCAGCAGGCCUCUCCGCCGCCCGUCGGCUCCGUGUCCCCCGUGGGGCCGGGAGACGUCCGGGACAGCAGCAGUGGGAUGGGGGCCGGGUCCCGUGGUGAGCUCGUCGUAUCGGGCAGCGUCGUCGGAUGCGGCGGAGGCAUCGGCAGCUGCUGCUCCGGGCCCGGACUGAGCAAAAGACGGCGGCAGGCUGGCACCUGCUCCGGCGGGGUGGUGGCGGCUCUGGCCGGCGGGGGCCAGCCCGGUGUAGCUGGACCGGGAGGGUCCAGCCAGGACACGGAGGAAGGAGCCGGGAACAACAGCGAAGACGAGUACGAGAACGCCGCCCGGCUGCAGUCUAUGGACCCGGCUACCGUGGAGCAGCAGGAGCACUGGUUUGAAAAAGCUCUGAGGGAGAAGAAAGGCUUUGUCAUCAAGAAGAUGAAGGAGGACGGAGCGUGUCUGUUCAGAGCCGUGGCCGAUCAGGUGUAUGGAGAUCAGGACAUGCAUGAAGUGGUCAGGAAACACUGUAUGGAUUACCUGAUGAAGAACGCAGACUAUUUCUCGAGCUACGUGACAGAGGAUUUCACCACAUACAUUAACAGGAAGAGGAAAAACAACUGCCACGGAAACCACAUUGAGAUGCAGGCCAUGGCCGAGAUGUAUAACAGACCGGUGGAGGUGUAUCAGUACAGCACAGAGCCAAUCAACACGUUCCACGGCAUCCACCAGAACAACGACGAGCCCAUCAGAGUGAGCUACCACCGCAAUAUUCACUACAACUCUGUGGUGAAUCCCAACAAGGCCACGAUCGGGGUCGGACUGGGACUGCCCGCCUUCAAACCAGGGCCCCCUCAGUACGCAGACCAGUCUCUGAUGAAAUCGGCAAUCAAAACGUCGGAGGAGUCGUGGAUCGAGCAGCAGAUGCUGGAGGACAAGAAGAGAGCGACGGACUGGGAGGCUACAAACGAGGCCAUCGAGGAGCAGGUGGCCCGGGAGUCGUACCUGCAGUGGCUGCAGGACCAAGAGAAACAAGCCCGACAGCCUCGUAAGGCCAGCGCCACCUGCAGCUCGGCCACGGCAGCAGCUUCCAGCGGAUUGGACGACUGGAGCGCCCGGUCGCCGCGGCAACGGGACUCUGACCCCUCCCACUCCGACCUCACGUCCAGCUCGUCGACCAACAACAAGCCGCCCUCCCCCGCCGGAGCCGCACUCAUCCUGAGCAAACCCCCCUCACCCUGCGCCCCAGGUCCCAGUAAUCAGAGUCGUCAUCAUCUGGAGUACAGAGCCAUAAUGCAGGAGAUGUCGCCUACAGCGUUUGGUUUGACGGACUGGGAGGAUGAUGAGAUUCUGGCGUCGGUGCUGGCCGUCUCUCAGCAGGAGUACCUGGACAGCAUGAAACAGAGCACCGCCAUGCAUCGAGAGAGGGAGCCCUCACCUGACAGCAGCUGAUAAACAACUGACACACAACAACACACAGACACACACACCAACACAACCAUGACCUUUGACCCCCCUCCCCCUCGCCUCCACUAUCCCAGCCCCCUCCGCCCCCCCGGCUCUGACCCACUGAAGGAGAUCGACCAGGGGAAAAAUAAAACAUCAAACAAAUAAAUGCACACUUGUUUUUUUCUUUCAACUCAUCCGCUCAUCUCUUCCUCCAUUCUGUCGUCUCCUACUCCCUCCUUCCCUCGUCUCCUCCUCCCCUUUGUCCCACAACACCUUGCUUCCAGCCGUUUCCAAACAACCCACUCCAACCCCACUCUUUGUUUUCCAGAGGGAGCUCGGUCUUACUGCUGAUUUCAGAUAAGUUCUGAUAUUUAAACAUCAUAUUUGGCAGCUUUCAACUUCACGUUAAACUUUUAUACUUUGUUUAGUUUUUCCGAAUUGUACUGAUUAUUCUGUCUGUAGCAGGAUAUUAGCUCUGGGCCGUUGGUCUCAAAUGAGGAAAGCUAAUCCGGAAUCGGAGCUGAACUCGAACCACUACAGGUGUAGCAGUGUCCUCUCUGCUAAGCUAGCAUGUCGUGUAAGUCUAGUUGCUUACGACAUCGCUGUUAGCCUAGUGGCUGAUAGCAACAAUUUAGACUUGAUUCUCACUCCUCUUUAUAGGCGCCAACUAGCAGCCAUUUUGUGUGAGGAAUGUGAAAUCCUGCAAAUCAUGACUGAAAAAUCUGACCACUCCACAGGCGCUGAGAUCUAUCACCUGAAGUCUUACUGGGUUUAUCGCUAGAUUUCUGUCAGAUCGUUAAUUAGCUGUGUCGCUGCUAGCUGUCAAUAACUUUAUCUUUUCCUGCUCAUUCUCAUAGUUCCUGUUGGCCGACAUUAUGUAUGAGGCUAAUCAUCUUUGAGCUUAAUGUUGUCCAAGGCUAAAGAAGCUUACUCUUUUUAUUGUAACGCUAUUUCUGGUAUCACUGCCUAAAUGCUACAUUACAGUUAGCUUAGCGGCAUAGCGAUAUCAUUUUCAUGCAUCGCACAGCUCCCAGCCAUUUUGUGAGAAAUGCUAAUCUUGCUAAUCCUAACUGACAAAGACAACUACAGAAUCUGUAUCGGUGUACUGUAAGCUACAGUAGCAUGCUCUUGAGCAAGCUAGCUGUCGCCUGAAGUUUUACUACGUUUAGCGCCUUCUAAACUGGUUGUGCUGUUAAUUCUGUGGACUUACACAAAGUGGCCACCAGUUGGCGCUAUGGGAAGGGUGGGAAUGGGUGGGAAGCUUAAAGCCACACAGUUUUAGUGUUAUCAUUCGUUAACUAGUUCGUUAACUACUUUCAGCAUUUCCCACUCUUUCUCAGUCCUCUCGUUCUGGCAGCCAUUUUGAGCGAAAAGUGCUAAUUAGCGAGCAGGCUAUCACCUUGUGUCUUAUUAUAGUUUAAAGAUAGCUCCUGCUGAGGUUUGCAACCCCCCCCCCCCCCCCUAACAAGCUGUAUUUCAGUUAGCAUACCCGCUGAUAGCAAAAUCAUUUCCCCACCAUGUUCACAGCCGGCAGCCAUCUUGUUCGACCAACACACAUUUACUUUCCAUCGCGGUCUGUAACUCCUCCUCCCUCUCUCUCCUCCAUUAUGUCUUCCUCUCUCCAUCAUCAUCGUCAUCAUCAUCGGACUUAUUUAGCUGCAUGUUUAAUUGACCACGACCAAUAUCAUCAUAGAGAAAAGGCGACAAAUGAAAAAGGAGAGAAAAAAAUAGAGAAUUGUCAUACUUAUCCCCUUAAUGAUUAUUAUUGUUGUUAUUAUUAAUAAUAUAAGUUUGUUUUAUUUUAUUUUCUCAUUUGGGAUGAAAUACCUUUUUUUUUCUUGGAAUAAAAAGAGGAAAAUGUUUCUGAAUGAAAA